This is a messenger RNA of Vanessa tameamea, 3481 nucleotides long. RefSeq names its product WASH complex subunit 5 (gene Strump). Gene Ontology annotation, cellular component: WASH complex; endosome. Lineage: Eukaryota; Metazoa; Arthropoda; Insecta; Lepidoptera; Nymphalidae. The transcript is spliced from 11 exons. Gene Ontology annotation, biological process: regulation of actin nucleation; endosome fission; actin filament polymerization. The record is from RefSeq and is a predicted model, not a curated record. The coding region runs from base 38 to 3388 and encodes 1116 amino acids.
UAUAAUUAUCAUUAUUAGUAAGGACUCAAGGAGAAAAAUGAGGGUAUUUUUAGCGGAAGAUAAUAUUUGUGCUCAAAAUUUACUCAAGUUAGUGUCUCACGGAAAUGCUAUAUUAGCUGAAAUAUUAAGACUGAAAGACCAUAUACCAAAAGUUUUUCUAUUUGAUACUAAGGAAAUUCAGCAACAAUAUCAGGAUGUUCUCAUGGACUUUAGCUACUUUAAGAUCUCUGAAGCACAAGAAAAAAAAAUCAAUGUUAAUAUUAAACUACAAGAUUUGGAUGAUGAUCUUAAAGAAAAAUAUUUAGAAUUAAUCACUCGUUUUUAUUUACUCUUUGAAAAUAUCUACCAGUAUAUUGUUGAUCUAAAUACUUUCGUGGAACAAUUACACGAUGGAGCAUUCAUUCAACAAACAAUUGAGACAGUAAUGAGAGAUAUAGAAGGAAAACAACUUUUGUGUGAGUCAUUAUAUCUAUAUGGAGCUAUGCUCCUUUUAUGUGACCUUUAUAUACCUGGAUGUGUGCGGGAGAGGUUAUUAGUUGCAUUUUAUCGCUAUAGUACAAAUCAAUCACAAUCUAAUAUUGAUGAUGUUUGUAAAUUAUUGAGAGAAACUGGCUAUAAUCAAAAUCAGUCCAGAAGACCACCGGACUACCCAGUUGAAUAUUUUAGCCGUGUUCCAAUUAAUCAGGAUUUUAUUGAAAAAGUAGUUGGAAAGUUAAGAUCUGAAGAUAUUUAUAACCAGCUCGCUGUGUAUACUAUUCCGGAGCAUCAAGCUUCUGCUCUUGCUUCACAAGCUAGUAUGCUUGUAGUAUGCUUAUUUUUCACACCACACUACUUACAUAACGAUACUACAAAGAUGAGAGAAAUUGUUGAUAAAUUUUUCCCCUGCAACUGGAUCACGCCAAUUUAUAUGGGUGUCACCAUGAACAUAAUUGAUUACUGGGAAAAUUUUAAAGCUGCUAAAAAUUCACUAAACAAUACCUGUAAUGCAAAAAUCGUAAAAGAAAUAUAUUCGAAAAGAGGCGAUGCAGUUCACUUGCUUAUUAAUAAAACUCAUCUCUUAUCAAAAGAAGGUACAUUAACUGAUGACUUUGUUUUAGACAAUAUUGGUAAAAUAAUUAAUGUUAUUUUAAAUUGUAACCAUGUCUUGCGCUGGUUGCUGUUACACAAUAGCGAUGUUAUAUUUUUUGAUAAUAAUAAAAAGAGCAAAUUGCUAAAAGAUUUGGUUAUUAAGGAAUCAAAUUACGAUCCGCUGAAACUACUGGAAUUACUUAUAAGUACAGCUGAGCUGGAAUUAAAGAUUAGAGAGUCUCUGCAAAAUGUACUGGCAUCGAGAAGUGAAAAUUGGAAUAAAAAUAAAAGUCUUGCUUUAGAAGCGAUUACUAAUUUAUCCCAGUUAUUUUCUGGAGCUAAUCCUUACACAAAAGUUACUGAAAACGAACAAUUGAAACUUUGGUUCGAAAAAAUAGCAAAACAGGUUUCAUCUUUAAAUGAACCCAUCACAUCGAAAACUGUGAAAAGCGUAACUCAGCUCAUACAAGUUCUAGAUAAUGUUGAAGAAUUUCACGGUAUAAAGAGCACUUCAACUGUGGUUCAGUUUCUUUGUGAAAGCAAAGAAGCGUUAAAAAAUGUCUUAAGAGCAGCCUCCCUUAAAGAAGAUGCUCUAGUUACACUGGAAACUGUAGCAGAUUUCAGUUAUGCUUGGUGUACAAUUGACUUAUACACGACAUAUAUGCAAGACAGCAUCAAAGAGAAUCCAGCAGUAACCAGUCGACUUCGAGCUCUGUUCCUUAAAUUGGCAAGUGCUAUGGAAAUACCAUUAUUGCGAAUAAAUCAAGCACAAAGCGAUGACUUAAUAUCCGUGUCACAAUAUUACAGCAGCGAGCUAAUAAGAUACAUUCAAAAAGUGUUACAAAUUAUUCCAGAAAUGGUUUUUAACAUUGUUGAGAAAAUAAUUGAACUGCAAACUUGGACAAUCAAGGAAGUACCCACAAGAAUAGAAAAGGAAAAAUUAAGGGAAUAUGCACAAUUAGAUCACAGAAUGGAGGUCGCUAAGUUAACACAUUCAGCAUCAACAUUUACGACGGGAAUUCUUGAUAUGAGAUCCACGUUAGUUGGCGUUAUAAGAGUAGAUCCAGCACAGUUAUUAGAAGAAGGAUUGUUGAAAGAACUUGAUGGGCAUAUAAGCAAAAAAAUCUUUGAAUUUAUCGAGCCACAAGUAAAAAAAACUAACAGCUUAGUUCCUCGACUUCAAAAACUUGCGGAAAGCAUGGACGGUUACAAGAGAUCCCUGGAGUAUAUUCAAGAUUACAUUAAUAUUCAUGGUCUGAGAAUUUGGCAAAAACAGGUGUCCGCUAUUAUAAAUCAAAGCGUGGGAAAGGAAAUAAGUAUUCGAAAAGGAGUGACACUAUAUGGACCGUCAGCUGGCUUCAUGGGAAGCCUCGCCCGUCAAAUAGCUCAACUGGCAGAUGCAAGAACUUGCGUUUAUAUAAAUAUAUGCGCCGCCUGGUUCGACGUCAAGAACCAUAACGAGGUGAUAAACACGAAAACCUUCGCUAAACUAAAUAAUGCCAUUGGUGUAGUUGGAUUGCAUGGAUUAGAUAUUUUAUACGGCUAUAUGAUUAAGAACCAGUUACAUAAUGUUCAAAGUAUAUUCAGGAGUUCUAACGACAAGCUUUCUAUGACCAACUUCGAUGUUAAGGACCUGGAUCAAACGAUCACAAAAGGACAUAAAGUAUAUCAGCAAUUGUCUGAUAUAAUAAUUCUUAUAGGAACACUACAACUCCUCAGGAAACACAUCGCAUUUCAGUUAAACACCAGUUGUAAAUUUGACUCAGCACAUUUGGAAGCCUCCUUGCGGACCAUGAACGAAUCACUACUAAAUGAGAUAAAAAAUAAUAGCAAAAUCGACUCGCAAACGAUGCCAGUAGCGCUUAUGCGAAAUAUAGAAGAGUAUUUGAUUCGAUGUGGCAUAAACGAGCCUUUUGAGAAAAUAUACGUUAAAAAUGCUCAUGAGCUCGUGAACGCGGACAUGGGGCGCAUAAUGGCGAUUGUUUUGAUUGCACAAUUGCCUAAAUUACAAUUAUGCUUAAAUACCGGAGAUUUAAUUACGAAAAGACCUGGAGAAAAUAUAGACGGUUAUCCACUUUUGGUAGGAAUUUAUACAUUACUGCGCCAGUCCAAGACAGAAAAUGUUGAAAUUUUCAUUGAUUUCUUAUGUAAAUCAGCUAAGACUAUGACUAUUGCAAAGUUGAAAUCUGGGGAACCUAUGACAGAAGGGCUUCUUAUUAUAAGGAUUUUACAAUUAUUUUGCGAAACAUUUAAUUAUUCCUUUGGUAAAUUAGAAGAUAAGUUACCAAUGGUUUUGUUGACACACGGACCGCCAAAAUGAAGAUUGAAUGUAAAAUGAUCUUGAAACAAUUGUUGAUUAUUCAAAUUAAAGAUGUAUAUUUGUUUUAUUACAUUAAAUAUUUAUGUUAAUAGA